UGGGGCUUUGGAUCCCCUGAUCCAGUGGGAGGUGUCCCUGCCCAUGGCAGAGGGUGGAACUGGGUGAUCGUUGAGGUCCCUUCCAACGCAAACUAUUCUCUGUGCCCGAGAGCUGUGGGUCAGGGCGUGGGGGGCAGCUUCCCCUGUGCCUCUCAGAGAAGUCAGGAUCAAACCGCAUUGUUCCCACGGGAUUUUGCUCCCAGGGGAGCGAAUGAGAGCGCCGAGGAGAAGCCACUUGGCCAGGCUGCCCUUGGCGCCCGGGUGGGCACGCGCCCGGGGCACAGCUCCAAGGGGAGCCCCGUGCAGGCGGGUGACCCGAGGUCUUGCGGUACGGCCGCAUGACGGCGUGAAAUCGCUCCUCCCGAGCUGCCGGGGACGGGAUUGGGGGGAUGAGGCUCCCCUCCCACCCUCUGGUCCAUAAAUCCUGUGGGCAGCAUCCCUGCGGUGAGGUGGGUUCUCUGCUGGUCCCAUAGCACCCAUGGCGCAGCUGCGGCUCUGCCUCGCCGUCCUGGCCGGGCUCUCGGGGAUCGUGGCCCAGGAAGACCUGUACCGAAAGGUAUUCGUCUUCCGGAAAGACCCCAGCGAUGCCUACGUGCUGCUGAGGGCCAAACUUGAGCAGCCGCUGCAGAACUUCACCGUCUGCCUGCGGUCCUACAGCGACCUGACCCGUCCCUACAGCCUCUUCUCCUACGCCACCAAAGCGCAGGACAACGAGAUCCUCCUCUUCAAGCCCAAGCCCGGCGAAUACCGCUUCUACGUUGGGGGCAAAUUUGUCACCUUCCGCGUCCCUGAGGGCCACGGGGACUGGGAGCACGUCUGCGCUAGCUGGGACUCGGCCACCGGCAUCGCCGAGUUCUGGUUCAACGGGAAGCCCUGGCCGCGCAAGGGGCUGCAGCGCGGCUACACGGUGGGAGCAGAAGCGUCCAUCCUGCUGGGACAAGAGCAGGACGCCUUCGGCGGUGGCUUCGACCUCUACAACUCCUUCUCGGGCGAGCUGGCCGACGUCUACCUGUGGGAUGUGGGGUUGUCCCCAGCCAAGAUGCGAGCGUCCUACCUGUCCCUGACCGUGCCACCCGCUCUCCUGGCUUGGAAGAACCUCAGCUAUGAGGUCAAGGGAGAUGUGGUGGUGAAAUCCCGGCUCCGGGAGCCGCUGGGGCUGUGAUUGCCGGUCCAGGGCUGCUCUUGCUUUGCUCCCCACACCCUCAUCACCCUUCACCUCUACAACCGGCUGAGAAGAAGGUGCCGUCUGCCUCCCCCAGCCGAGGGGCUCUGGCUGUGCUCGGAUGGAGCUGGGGAGGGCUGGAGGCACCGCUCAGCCUGGCGGGGUGUCCCCUCAAGCACCAGCACCCACCACUGACCCCGUCACCUUUCCCUUCCCCACAGCCCUGUGGCACGGACAGGACAGGGAUCCACCAGCUCUGGCACUGCCCAACCGCACGCGAAAGAGCAGAAGUGAGUAGGGAUGAGUCCUUGGGAACACGGGACCCGUUCCCGAUGCCCAACCCCACGCGCACCCACCAUCACUUCAAGGGAGGGGGUUCUGCCCCUCUGUUCCUCUCUGGGGAGACCUCAGCUGAAGGUUCGGAAGGACUGAGGAGCCCUCCGAGCGCCGGUGGAGCCGCGAUUGCCACGGGGCUGUGUGUGUGUGUGUGUGUGUCCCCCACCGCUGUGGAACCCCCAAAGCCAUCAAGCAUCACCGCAAUGAAGAAAUGGGUCCAACGCUCUUUGCCGGACACCGCGGGGCAAUUAAUUCAGGCUCAGA
This is a messenger RNA of Cuculus canorus (common cuckoo), 1762 nucleotides long. RefSeq names its product C-reactive protein (gene CRP). Gene Ontology annotation, biological process: innate immune response. The transcript has 2 exons. Gene Ontology annotation, molecular function: complement component C1q complex binding. Lineage: Eukaryota; Metazoa; Chordata; Aves; Cuculiformes; Cuculidae. The record is from RefSeq and is a predicted model, not a curated record. The coding region runs from base 479 to 1162 and encodes 227 amino acids.